This is a messenger RNA of Bactrocera dorsalis (oriental fruit fly), 2032 nucleotides long. RefSeq names its product ubiquitin-conjugating enzyme E2 E1 (gene Ubc2). The record is from RefSeq and is a predicted model, not a curated record. Gene Ontology annotation, molecular function: ubiquitin conjugating enzyme activity. Gene Ontology annotation, biological process: protein polyubiquitination. The transcript is spliced from 3 exons. Lineage: Eukaryota; Metazoa; Arthropoda; Insecta; Diptera; Tephritidae. Bases 518 to 1249 code for a protein of 243 amino acids. Gene Ontology annotation, cellular component: nucleus.
CAAUUGGCACAUCUGCGAAACGAAUAAAGUAGCAUUUGCCGGCAUACCAUGUAAUACUAUGACUAUUUCUCUUGCACUUUUGUAUGCCUAGUCCUUUGUGGAGUUGCAAAAAUUAGCAGCAACAACGCUAAUACUAAUAGUUCAAACAAUAGAUGGAAGGAAAAGUGAAGAAGCAGAUAGCGUAAAAGCGAACGAAUAAGUGAAGAAUCAGAGUUACGGAAAAAAUCAAAUAGUCAACUCUUGCCUGGUAUUUGCCUGAUUUUCGUUUCUUGGAGGAAUAGAGGAACUUGACAAUUUUUUUUAAAUAAGUUUGGAAACAAGUUUAAUAAAGAGAUUAUAUCGGAAAAAACUUAUAUAAAACAGAAAGUAUUUUGGAGAACGACGGUCGCGAGACGCAGUGACUCUUUAUUAAGGUCACUCGCUUUGCACCGCUUAUUUGAUCUCAGUAAUUCAUCAGUAAUUAAUAUAUUGUGUAAAUAAUACCAAAUUAAAAAAAAACUUAGAUAACGAUUCCAUCAUGUCAUCAACAUCGGCGGCAGGUGGCAGUAGUGGUGCAGGAACUGGAAGCUCAGCGACAGCCGCCGCUACCACUCCUAACGCUAGUAACAGCAUGCACCCCAACAGUGGCCGAGGUCGAAAUAGCAACACUGCAGGAUCCAAUGCUACAAAUUCCGGCGCAGGUAGCUCGAAUGCCAAUCUCAACAAUGUUGUAAACAGUGCUGCAUCUGCUGCUGCAGGAUCUGGAACAGGUGAAGAAACGCGUAAAGAUCCCAAACCAAAUCCAAAAAUUUCCAAAGCACUGGGUACCUCAGCUAAGCGUAUUCAGAAAGAAUUGGCUGAAAUUACACUGGAUCCUCCACCAAAUUGUAGUGCUGGACCAAAAGGAGAUAAUCUCUACGAAUGGGUUUCAACUAUAUUAGGACCACCGGGAUCGGUAUACGAAGGUGGUGUGUUUUUUCUUGAUAUACAUUUUUCACCGGAAUAUCCAUUCAAACCUCCUAAAGUGACAUUUCGAACACGUAUCUAUCACUGCAAUAUAAAUAGUCAGGGUGUCAUAUGCUUGGAUAUUCUUAAAGAUAAUUGGUCCCCAGCGUUGACUAUAUCGAAAGUUCUACUCUCAAUUUGUUCCCUGCUGACUGACUGUAAUCCUGCGGACCCCUUAGUGGGCAGUAUUGCCACUCAAUACUUGCAGAAUCGUGAUGAACACGAUAGAAUCGCUCGACUUUGGACAAAAAGGUUUGCCCAAUAACGGGCAACAAAUGUUUUUUAUACAUUUAAUUUAACCUAAUUUUUUACAGAUACGCAACAUGAUUUCCUAAUCUUGUAAGUCCCAACAUUAAAAUAAAAGAAUAUAAGCAACAGUAAUAGAAAUCUAAAAAUAAUGGCUGCAGCAAAAAUAAAAAUUAAUAAUAAUUCAAGCAAAACGAAUAUUUGCGAACAUCCUGCAGGUGAAAGAUAAUGGUAAAAGUUAUACGUUUAAAAGGAACUUAACUUUCCAAAUUAUGUUUAACACUAUCUAAUAUUAUAUUAGCAAUUAAUUAUAAAAACCAUAAUAUAACAACAAAAUAUCAAGCAGAUAUUGAGUAGGGAACGGCGAUAGAGAAGAUAUUUCGACCAAAUUUAUUUACAAGUUCAAAUCAUAGUACUUUUCUGUAGAGUUUUUUCCAUUCAAUAAACUGCGUGUAGGAAACGAUGAAAUAAGAAUAUCACGAAAUCGGUAUAAAAUCAUGUUUUAUUUUGUGUAAAAAAUAAGCUAAAUAAUUGCUAUACAUCUUACCAAUAAGUAAUAGAUGAACCAAAACUGCUGAUUCGAUGUCAAAAUAAAAAUCAUAACGAGAAAAGCUGCAUAGAUAUACGCAAUUAAAAAAUACACAAGUUAAGAUAAUAUGUAGAAGCUAAUAAAUCUGUUCGAUUAAUUGUAUUGUAGCAUCGGAACUGAGAAGCAGGUGACAAAUUCUUGUCUUUAAAUUGUAAACAUAAUCGCGAGCAUCAAAUAAAAAUUAUAUUAAAAACGCUCAUACCAUUAAUAUUA